CUAUAAUCUAUAUAAGAAAGCGGAGACAUCCGAACGACCUGCACAAUUGGGGAAAUAAUCGCAAUGGCCAACACAGUCGAAGUAUCAAGGGCCUCGGAGCUCGACGAGCAAACCGGAGGAUGGACACAAGGCAUGGUUCGGAAAGGCGCGAUUGUCGACAAAUCGGAUAAGAUCUGCUCUCUAGUGAUGGAGGCGCAGGCCCAUUCCUGCUCUGCAGUGCACCACCACGGCAACCAGGACACUGUUGUGUAUGCCGCGCAUGGCUACGGUAGCAUUGUCUUUGAUGGAGGAAAGCGGCGAGAAGACCUUUCGCCCGGUGAUUUCGCUCUUAUUCCUGCGUAUGCUGAACAUCAGGAAGUCAAUGAGUCCGGCGCAGAGGUGAAAUGGAUUAUCACACGGACUGGACGAAAGCCGGUAACUGUCAACUUGGAAGGAUGGGGGGAGAGUGCCAAAUAAAGGAGUUGGAUUUUGGGUGUAUCCUAGGGAGAGUUUCUGACACAUAAGUACAUUGAGGUAUACAUGGAUAUCAUUUGUGCUGAGCUACUAGAUUUACCUAUACAUAUCGAUAUUGUAAACUGUACUAAUACUCGCUGAUGGAUCAUUUGUUAUGUUACAAAUAAAUAAGAUUUGUAGAA
Messenger RNA from Aspergillus glaucus CBS 516.65, 635 nucleotides. RefSeq lists its product as uncharacterized. The coding region runs from base 64 to 456 and encodes 130 amino acids. The record is from RefSeq and is a predicted model, not a curated record. Lineage: Eukaryota; Fungi; Ascomycota; Eurotiomycetes; Eurotiales; Aspergillaceae. The transcript is spliced from 4 exons.